Molecule: messenger RNA, 885 nt
Organism: Zymoseptoria tritici IPO323
Lineage: Eukaryota; Fungi; Ascomycota; Dothideomycetes; Mycosphaerellales; Mycosphaerellaceae
Exons: 6
Coding region: 1-885 (294 amino acids)
Source: RefSeq, a predicted model, not a curated record
AUGCCUUCACCUCCUCCUACACCACGACAGCACCUACUCAUCUACCGUCCAUCCGCAUACCUCAACACAUCAAUCGUGGGAACUACGUUAGUGCCAACCGACAAGCCGAAGAACGCCUUUGCCCGCGCCCUUUCCGGCAUAAUUGCCAACACGACUCGUGGCUUCCGACAGCACGCCAAUCGUUUAAAUCCUCCUCCAUCACCUAAAGAGAAGACAGGUGAUGGAUCAAACCCGAACCAUCCGCCAGACAAGCACGGGGACUCAACCGUCGCUCCGCCAUACUUUGGCAGCGAAAGCUACGGCGGAUGGCCAUCUCAGUCGCCCCGCGCUUCUGGUCCUCAACCGCCUACCAGACCAAGACAAAGGAGAAGUGGGACAGUCGUAUGCCGCGCGACUUCGUCAAAGCCAUCGAAGACAACCACAUCCUCGACAUCGCCGCCAAAGGUCGUCUGCGCUGGUAGCGCCGCGAGACUCGACCCGGCCGUCCUCAACUUCCUGAGCAUCGCAUACUUGUUGGCGAGAAUCGCCUUCAUCUACCUCUACAUCCACAGUGGGACUGCUGGAGUCGCCAAGGCUCGUACGUGCGCAUACAUGGGAGGAAUGGGACUGCUCUUCACGAUCUUCGUGAUGGCUGCUGCUGCGUUCACUGAUCGUCUGCAUUGGUCGCGCCGCGAGACUGGCGAAGAGUCAGCAGGGCGCCGGCGAAGACGUCCACCACUCAUGUCGGCCGUGAAGUGUCAGCUUCGCUACACCAUCCUUCCCGGUGUCAGAUCUUUGACACCACCUCCAUCGCCUGUCAGACAAUUUCGGGGACUCAACCGAUGCCUCGCCAUACUUUGGCAGCAGAAGACACGACAGGUGGCAGAGGGGAGGGACUGGGCAUAG